AUGUUUAGAAAGAAAUAUAAUGUGUUAAACAUUUUGUGUAAACAUGGGAAAAAAGAAAAUUUAUCAAAACGUUCUAUAAAUUCUGAUAUCGAAACGUCAAAAAAGUGGAAGAUAAGAGGUGCACUGAAUAAAUGGCUUCUGUUGCUUAACACUUUUGUUAUUGUAUUUUUAGUAUCAAAAUUUGAGUAUCCAAGUAGUAAUUGCAUUUCUAAUAAACCAUGUGAUGGGGAUAAUAACCAAGAAAACAUAUAUUCUUUUGGGGGUAAUCGAAUGCUAAGAGAAAAUGAAUACAUUGAGGAAACAAAACAUGACAGUGUAGUCUUAGAUUUCUCGCGUAACCUACGUCACAGGGAAAUUAAUGGAAAAUCCAGCUUUAAGAAAUUAACAACGAAAUUAGAUAAUAGACAGGAAAAGGAAAAUUUGCAAAUGAAUCAAAAAGGCAAAAAAUUAUUAAAAACAGAAUUUAAGGGAAAUUUUUUAAAAAGGGAAAAGAAAAUGAAUCGAAUGAAUAAAAAAGAAAAUAUUAAUAUAUAUGAUUAUGUUCAGGAUAUUUAUGAUGUAUAUAAUAAUAUUAAUGAUGGUUUGGAUUCAUAUGAAGGAAAUGAAUCUCUUAUUUUUUACAAAGAUAAUAUAAAUAAGGACGAGGAAAGUUAUAAAAAAUUGUACACUAAUGAUAAUUUGUGCGAAAAUUACGAUCAACAAGAAGAAGAAAACGAGCCCGAUAAUUAUGAUCCUAACGAAAAGAAUUAUUUAAAUAAAAAUGGGGAUGAUGGUGAAGAAGGUAAUGAUGAAGAUCAGAAGGAAGAUGAAGACAGAGAGGACACUAAGGAUUAUAAUGAUAAGGAUGAUAAGGGUAAUGAUGAUAAGGGUAAUGAUGAUAAUGAUAAGGAUGAUAAGGGUAAUGAUGAUAAGGGUAAUGAUGAUAAUGAUAAGGAUGAUAAUGAUAAGGAUGAUAAUGAUAAGGAUGAUAAUGAUAAGGAUGAUAAUGAUAAGGAUGAUAAUGAUAAGGAUGAUAAUGAUAAGGAUGAUGAAGAUAAGGAUGAUAAUGAUAAGGAUGAUAAUGAUAAGGAUGAUGAAGAUAAGGAUGAUGAAGACAAGGAUGAUGCAGACAAGGAUGAAGAUGGAAAAAAAGGUCAGUGUCCAUUUAAAGGAGAAUGCUCAGAAAAAAAGGAAUGUCCAUUUAAAUCAGAAUGGACAGAAAAAAAAGAGUGCCCAUUGAAAAGUGAAUGCUCAGAACAAAAAGAGUGCCCAUUUAAACCUGAAUGCCCAUUUAAAGACGGUGACGUAGAAAAGAAGGAAUGCCCAUUUAAACCUGGAUGUCCAUAUAAAGACGAUAACACAGAAAAAAAAGAGUGCCCAUUUAAGUCUGGAUGUUCAUUUAAAAACGGUAGCGUAGAAGAAAAGGAGUGCCCAUUUAAAGACGGUGACGUAGAAAAGAAGGAAUGCCCAUUUGAAUCUGGAUGUCCUUAUAAAGACGAUAACACAGAAAAAAAAGAGUGCCCAUUUAAAUCUGGAUGUCCAUAUAAAGACGAUAACACAGAAAAAAGAGAGUGCCCAUUUAAAUCAGAAUGCACAGGAAAAGAAGAGUUCCCAUUUAAAAGUGAAUGCUCAGGAAAAAAGGAAUGUCCAUUUAAACCUGAAUGCCCAUUUAAAGACGGUGACGUAGAAAAGAAGGAAUGCCUAUUUGAAUCUGGAUGCCCAUAUAAAGAUGAUAACACAGAAAAAAAAGAGUGUCCAUUUAAACCUGGAUGCCCUUAUAAAGACGAUAACAUAGAAAAAAAAGAGUGGCCAUUUAAACAUGGAUGUCCAUUUGAAAACGGUAGCGUAGAAGAAAAGGAGUGCCCAUUUAAACCUGGAUGUCCAUAUAAAGACGAUAACACAGAAAAAAAAGAAUGCCCAUUUAAAAAUGAAUGCUCAGAACAAAAAGAGUGCCCAUUUAAAUUAGAAUGCACAGAAAAAGAAGGGUGCCCAUUUAAACAUGGAUGUCCAUUUAAAAACGGUAGCGUAGAAGAAAAGGAGUGCCCAUUUAAACCUGAAUGCCCAUAUAAAGAUGAUAACACAGAAAAAAAAGAGUGUCCAUUUAAACCUGGAUGCCCAUAUAAAGAUGAUAACACAGAAAAAAGAGAGUGCCCAUUUAAACCUGGAUGCCCUUAUAAAGACGAUAACACAGAAAAAAAAGAGUGCCCAUUAAAACCUGGAUGCCCAUAUAAAGAUGAUAACACAGAAAAAAGAGAGUGCCCAUUUAAACCUGGAUGCCCUUAUAAAGACGAUAACAUAGAAAAAAAAGAGUGGCCAUUUAAACAUGGAUGUCCAUUUGAAAACGGUAGCGUAGAAGAAAAGGAGUGCCCAUUUAAACCUGAAUGCCCAUAUAAAGAUGAUAACACAGAAAAAAAAGAGUGCCCAUUUAAAAACGAUAACGUAGAAAAUAAGGAAUGCCCAUUUAAGGCUCAAUGCACCGAGAAAGAGGGAUGUCCAAUUACAGAACAGUACACAGAAAAAGAAGAGUGUCCAUUUAAACCUGGAUGUUCAUAUAAAGACGGUAACGUAGAAAAAAAGGAGUGCCCAUUUAAAUCAGAAUGCACAGAAAAAAAAGAGUGUCCAUUUAAAAGUGAAUGCUCAGAACAAAAAGAGUGUCCAUUUAAAUCAGAAUGCACAGAAAAAAAAGAGUGCCCAUUGAAAAGUGAAUGCUCAGAAAAAAAAGAGUGUCCAUUUAAAAGUGAAUGCACAGAAAAAGACAAUGAAAUAGAAAAAAAAGAGUGCGCAUUUAAACAUGGAUGUCCAUAUAAAGACGAUAACACAGAAAAAAAAGAGUGCCCAUUUAAACCUGGAUGUCCAUUUAAAGACGGUAACGUAGAAGAAAAGGAGUGCCCAUUUAAAUCAGAAUGCACAGAAAAAAAAGAGUGUCCAUUUAAAAGUGAAUGCACAGAAAAAAAAGAGUGUCCAUUUAAACCUGGAUGUUCAUAUAAAGACGGUAACGUAGAAGAAAAGGAGUGCCCAUUUAAAUCUGAAUGCACAGAAAAAAAAGAGAGUCCAUUUAAACCUGAAUGCCCAUAUAAAGAUGAUAACACAGAAAAAAAAGAGUGCCCAUUUAAAAACGAUAACGUAGAAAAUAAGGAAUGCCCAUUUAAGGCUCAAUGCACCGAGAAAGAGGGAUGUCCAAUUACAGAACAGUACACAGAAAAAGAAGAGUGUCCAUUUAAACCUGGAUGUUCAUAUAAAGACGGUAACGUAGAAAAAAAGGAGUGCCCAUUUAAAUCAGAAUGCACAGAAAAAAAAGAGUGUCCAUUUAAAAGUGAAUGCUCAGAAAAAAAAGAGUGUCCAUUUAAAAGUGAAUGCACAGAAAAAGACAAUGAAAUAGAAAAAAAAGAGUGCGCAUUUAAACAUGGAUGUCCAUAUAAAGACGAUAACACAGAAAAAAAAGAGUGCCCAUUUAAACCUGGAUGUCCAUUUAAAGACGGUAACGUAGAAGAAAAGGAGUGCCCAUUUAAAUCAGAAUGCACAGAAAAAAAAGAGUGUCCAUUUAAAAGUGAAUGCACAGAAAAAAAAGAGUGUCCAUUUAAACCUGGAUGUUCAUAUAAAGACGGUAACGUAGAAGAAAAGGAGUGCCCAUUUAAACCUGGAUGUCCAUUUAAAGACGAUAACACAGAAAAAAAAGAGUGCCCAUUAAAACCUGGAUGUCCAUUUAAAGAUGGUAACGUAGAAGAAAAGAAAUGCCCAUUUAAAUCAGAAUGCACAGAAAAAAAAGAGUGUCCAUUUAAAAGUGAAUGCUCAGAAAAAAAAGAGUGUCCAUUUAAAUCAGAAUGCACAGAAAAAAAAGAGUGCCCAUUGAAAAGUGAAUGCUCAGAACAAAAAGAGUGUCCAUUUAAAUCAGAAUGCUCAGGAAAAAAAGAGUGCCCAUUUAAAAGUGAAUGCUCAGGAAAAAAGGAAUGUCCAUUUAAACCUGAAUGCCCAUUUAAAGACGGUGACGUAGAAAAGAAGGAAUGCCCAUUUAAACCUGGAUGUUCAUAUAAAGACGAUAACACAGAAAAAAAAGAGUGCCCAUUAAAACCUGGAUGUCCAUUUAAAGACGGUAACGUAGAAGAAAAGAAGUGCCCGUUUAAAAGUGAAUGCACAGAAAAAAAAGAGUGUCCAUUAAAACCUGAAUGUUCAGAAAAAGAAAGUGGAGUUUUUAUGGAGAAGGAGUUAAAUUUGUAUGGAGAAAUGGAAAAAAAAGGCAAAGACUUAGCGGGAGAAGAAUUAUUAAAUGAAGAUCAACAAUUUAAUGAUGAAGAACUUGCGAAUGAUUUACUAAUGCUAGACCUAAUUAUAAAUAACCAAAAAUUAUCAAACGAAGAGGAAUUAUUAGGAGAAGUAGAUAAUUCAAUGCCAAAGGAUGAAAUAGAAAAAAAGGAAAUAGAAGGCACAAAUACAAAAGAAGAAACACCUAGUAAAGUUGCAGAAACACAAGAUAGUGAAGUCUUCAUCUCAGAGCUGAAAGAAACUUUACCAACAGAAUUUUCAAAACUAGAUCAACAGACAGAAGAAAUAACAAAAGAAACAAUAGAUACAAAAAUAGAAGCGAAAAGCAUAGAAGAAUCUUUAAUGAAAAAGGAAGAGAAAUUAAGUGUAGAAAAAGACGAAACAAAACAGAAAGAUGUGAUAGAUGAAGGUACGAUAUCCGAAGAAGACAAAACACAGGAUAAAACAUUGAAAAUAGAACAAAAAGAGUUUGAAAAAGAAGAAAAGGGAGAAGGAAAGAAAAAGGAAAUGUUAAAAGAAGAGAAAAAGAAAAAGGAAGAUGCUCUCAGCCAUACUGAAGUUGACAAACUACAAAAUAAAAUAAAAAAUGAAAAGAAGGAUUCCACGGAUAAGACCCAGUCACAGGAAAAACAUGAUUCAGAAGCAUCCCAAAAUUUAAGAGGACAAUCUGAUAAAUUAAAAAUAAAUGUAAAAGGAGGUGUUGAAUCAACGAAAAAAUCUGUCAGCAACAAUUUAGAACAGAACACAUUCGUUCGUGAGAACAAAGAAGAAAAGGAAAGUACUGAGAAAAAUGUGAAGAAGAGCGAAGAUUCUAAAAAGGUAGAAGAAACGAAAAAAAAGGAAAGUACUAAAAAGGAUAAGGAAACAAAAAAAACGGAAAGUGUUAAAAAGGAUGAAGAAACGAAAAAAACGGAAAGUGUUAAAAAAGAUGAAGAAACGAAAAAAAAGGAAAGUGUUAAAAAGGAUGAAGAAACGAAAAAAAAGGAAAGUGUUAAAAAGGAUGAAGAAACGAAAAAAACGGAAAGUGUUAAAAAGGAUGAAGAAACGAAAAAAACGGAAAGUGUUAAAAAAGAUGAAGAAACGAAAAAAACUGAAAGUGUUAAAAAGGAUGAAGAAACGAAAAAGACUAAAGAUGCUAAACAAGCUGGUGAAUCUACACAAGCUACAGGCCUUAAAAAAGAUUUAAAGGAUAAUACAAAUGCUAAAACUAAAUCAAAUAGUUCUAGUCCUAUUAAAAAAAUUGUAGGUAAGUUACGUAAAAACUAA
Messenger RNA from Plasmodium gonderi, 5505 nucleotides. RefSeq names its product Plasmodium exported protein, unknown function. The record is from RefSeq and is a predicted model, not a curated record. The transcript has 2 exons. Lineage: Eukaryota; Apicomplexa; Aconoidasida; Haemosporida; Plasmodiidae. Bases 1 to 5505 code for a protein of 1834 amino acids.